UUGUCUUUCUCUUUAUUAUUCCUUUCCAUUUCAAGAAUCUGAAACCCCUUCCUCUCAUUUCUUCUUUUGAACAGCUUCAUUUUCAUUUCAAUAGCAGUCGCCUUCCCAAAUUCGAAAUCUUGUGCUAAAUUCGAUUAUCAUUUCUUUCAAUUUCAAUGGCAAUGGCAGCGAUUUCACCUGAAUCCCAAAUGAAUCAAAGAACAUGGCCGUGUAAAUCGGACGGUGGUCCUCGUUUCACUGCCAUUUCAUUCAUAGGAAAAGCAAAACAUGGCAGGAAGAAUGAUAAUCCAAGAUUAACAAACAACCCCACAAUCUAUAAUUUCCAAAUCAAUCCAAAAAAUCAAGAUUUCGCAGAUUUUUCACAACUUCCUGACGAUGUGCUAUUGAAAAUUGCUGCUAAUUUCACUUUGCCUAAUUUACGUGCGGCUUCACAAGUAUGUAAGUCUUGGUGUGAUGGGUUAAGACCCUUAAGAGAAGCUAUGUUGUGUCUUAAAAAUGGGAAGCGGUUUAAGCAUGGGCGUGGAGGGGUGACACCUAAUUUGAAUAAGGCUCUUGAAUCGUUCCUUAAAGGUGCGGCUCUUGGGUCUACGUUGGCUAUGGUGGAUGCUGGAUUGGUUUAUUGGGAAAUGGGGAGGAAGGAACAAGGGAUUGCUUUUUACAGAAAAGCAGCUGCACUUGGUGAUCCUGCUGGUCAGUGUAAUUUGGGGAUUUGCCUCUUGCAAGCUAACCCUCCGGACAGUGAGGAGGCUAUUAAAUGGCUUUACAAAGCUUCAGUUGCAGGCUAUGUUCGAGCUCAGUACCAACUUGCCCUUUGUUUACAUAAAAAUCGUGGCCCGAGUUGGAAUCUUCGUGAAGCGGUAAGGUGGUUUCUGAAGGCAGCAGAAGGUGGAUAUGUCCGUGCUAUGUACAAUAUAGCAAUGCGCUAUUCAGUUGGAGAAGGUUUAGUUCAAUCUCACAAAUUAGCAAGGAAAUGGAUGAAGAGAGCAGCUGAUCGCGGGCAUAGCAAAGCCCAGUUUGAGCAUGGACUCAGUCUAUUUUCCGAAGGGAACAUGAAGAAAGCUGUUGUAUAUUUGGAGCUUGCCACUCGUGCUGGUGAGACAGCAGCUGAUCACGUCAAGUAUGUUAUACUUCAAGAGAUGUCCACUUCUUGUCGUGAUAGAGCCAUGCUUCUUGCUGAUAAUUGGCGUCCUUUGCCUUCUUCAUCUCGCUGAUUGAGUCUCCUUCUUGUUGUUUUUUCCAGCCUUAAUGCUGCCUAAGCAUAUUUUCUCUAGCAUGCUGCUUUUGAACUUGUUCAAGUACAAAGUGUAAAUAUACAUAGUUUUUCUUGUAAAUAAUAUUUUUCCUUAAAAGUUGCCAUUUCUUUAUGGUUUCUGCUGAAUUUA
Solanum verrucosum is the source of this 1382-nucleotide messenger RNA. Its product is annotated as F-box protein At1g70590-like. NCBI's taxonomy places the organism in Eukaryota, Viridiplantae, Streptophyta, Magnoliopsida, Solanales, Solanaceae. Gene Ontology annotation, molecular function: protein binding. The record is from RefSeq and is a predicted model, not a curated record. The transcript is spliced from 3 exons. Bases 156 to 1211 code for a protein of 351 amino acids.